GCAUUCGGUGUGCGAAAUCAGAGCAAAGAGUACGAACUAACAUAGGAAAAGCGACGGAAAUUUGCAGCGCCAUGGCUCAUCCUAAAUUGAAGCCCAAGAAAACUGGUCGUUCCGUGUCACCACUCUAUGCUGCAUUCAGGCGCACUUGGCUGGCAUUUUGUUCUUCGACCAGCAUACAUGGCUUGAAAUAUAUUCAAGAUAGGGAUACAAACAAGUUGGUGCGUUUCAUCUGGAUGCUCAUCACUUUACUUAUGUUCAUCUGUGCUAUUGCGAUGGUGAUCACCUUUUACUUGGACUACCGCAGCAAUCCGACGCGCAUGAAUAUUGAAACAGAUAAUGCUCCAGUCGAGAGCCUAACUUUCCCAGCCGUAACCAUCUGUCCAGAGGCGCUCCAUAAUGUGCAACGUAUUAAAGUAUACCUAGAGACGCUCCAACUCCCUCCCGGCUUCAAUAUUACCCAGAUCAUCGUGGCUUUGAGCAUCUCCUACGGCUUCAUAAAUGACGAUAAUAGCCCUAGCAAAGGCGAUAUUGAUUUAUUAGAAAAACUUAUGCAGAUGAAUAAUAUAAGCAUGCUGGCAUUCAUGGAAAACGUGCAUUGGAAAUGUGACCAAUUUUUAAUUCGAUGUCGUUUUCAAAUGCGGACUGUAGAAUGUGAAAAAUUAUUCCAUGCUUCUCGUACAUUCUUUGGCUACUGCUGCUCCUUCAACCUCAACCAAUACGGCAUGAACUACACUGGUGCAAAGGCCCGUGCUGGCGUAUUUGAAGGUCUCUCUCUGGUACUUUACUACAAUGACUCAAACUUUGAUGAGAUACGUGUGAACUCGAAUGGCUUCAAAGUGCUACUCUCUGACAACGGUGCCUUUCCUAGCGCCCAUUCUAUAAUAAAAUUUGCAUCGCCCAAACAAGAAACCUUUUUGAGCAUACGUCCAGUAGAGACUUAUUGUUCGCGAAACGUUAAAAAGUUAUCGGUGGAGGAACGUCAAUGUGUGCUGCCACAUGAAUUUCCUCUCAAAUAUUUUCGAAAAUAUAUGGACACUAAUUGCGAGCUUGAGUUUCGAGUGCGAAAUAUGCUUAAAAUGUGUGGUUGUUUGACGUAUUUCUUCUAUACAAAUCGUACAAACGAUCGCAUCUGCUCGUUCAAGGAUAUACCCUGUUUAGUGGAUAAUUUCGCAAGCAUUAUAGGACGUUUUAAAGCUAACCAAUCAGUUUGUCCGAAUAGCUGUGAGUUAAUUGACUUUAAUGCGGAACUGUCGAGUUCAGAAUUUAAUAUCGAUAUACCAACCGUGGAUGAUUUUUAUUCAGGUAUCCAAGAAAAUUAUACUGUGGUUCAUAUUUUCCUAAACAAUCAAGUCUAUCGACGUGUCAGGCGUGAUCUGCUCUCAAAUAUGGUCGCUCUAGUUUCAAAUUUGGGCAGCGCCUUCAGCCUGUUUGCGGGCAUAAGUAUGGUCUCGAUAGUUGAAAUUAUCUACUACUUAACGGUGAUUUUGAGAAAACACUACAAAGAAGAGGUAAAAGCGCGUCAAAAGCUGCGCACAUAAAUGGGAAAGCAAUUUUUUUGCUCAAGAAA
Messenger RNA from Anastrepha obliqua, 1567 nucleotides. RefSeq names its product sodium channel protein Nach (gene Nach). Lineage: Eukaryota; Metazoa; Arthropoda; Insecta; Diptera; Tephritidae. Bases 72 to 1538 code for a protein of 488 amino acids. Gene Ontology annotation, biological process: sodium ion transmembrane transport. The record is from RefSeq and is a predicted model, not a curated record. Gene Ontology annotation, cellular component: membrane. Gene Ontology annotation, molecular function: ligand-gated sodium channel activity. The transcript has 8 exons.